UUGUUCUCGUCGCUUCUUUCCAAGAACCCACGUAGCCAUUGCCGAACCAGCCAGACCCUUCUUCUCUUUUUUUUCUAAAAGUGAAGUUUUUAAACUUAAAACCCGAUUCUCUCUCUUUCUACAAUUCCCUACUUGACAAUGGCAACUGGUAGGACUCAAAGAGACUUAAUAGGUCCUCUCUUAGCAGUAAACUUCAUCGUUUAUCUGAUAAUACUAGGCCUUGCUGGUUGGUCUCUUGAUAAGUACAUCAAUGGUGAACAAAGCCACCCGCAUUUGGGAGGGAAUCCAGCAACAAACUUCAUGUUGGUGUUUGCUUUGUUAGGUGGAGUAAUUGGAGGUAGUUCAGUUGUGGUUGGGCUUUUUCACUUUCGUUCAUGGAGAAGUGACAGUUUGGCCUCUGCUAGUUCUCUGGCAAUUAUUUCUUGCGUUAUUACUGCUCUUGCUUUUGGACUGGCAUGUAAGGAGAUCAUAUUAGGAGGGCAUAGAGGAAAACGCUUGCAAACAUUGGAAGCACUGAUUGUAAUAUCACUGCUCAGUCAGUUCCUGUAUAUAGUGCUUCUUCAUGCCGGGAUAUACAGUCCCCAAUAUGGACCCGGUUACCGCGGCUCUGACGGCUCUGACGGUGACCAUGGCCAGAGCAAUCCCACAGGCAAUGAACAGCAGAAGACUAGCAGUAGUCAUGCUGCCACCUGAUUACAGAACUUCUUGCAAGCAUAUCUCUGUUAUAUAAUGUAAUAUAAAAACAUACGAAUUAUGCACAUUUUGUAUUUCUUGUACAUAAGUUGGUGUGUGUUAAAAGAUUCAUAUAGUCGAUCUCAAAUAGUUUGGGACUAAGGUUCGGUUGUUAUUUGUUGCUAA
Messenger RNA from Jatropha curcas, 858 nucleotides. Its product is annotated as membrane protein PM19L. The record is from RefSeq and is a predicted model, not a curated record. NCBI's taxonomy places the organism in Eukaryota, Viridiplantae, Streptophyta, Magnoliopsida, Malpighiales, Euphorbiaceae.